AUGAAGAUCAUAUACUGGAAUAUCAUAGGCUUAAGAAGAACAAAAGCCGCUGAUAAAAUAAGAAGUUUAGUUAAUUCCUUUGGUCCUUCAUUAUUUUGGUUAGCUGAACCAAAAAUCAGUGUGAGAAAAGAUAUUAUUAAAAAGUUGAGAUUAUCUGGAAUGAAGCAUUUAGUUAUUCAUAAUUCUUCGGAAAGUGGUAAAGGAAAUAUUUGGUUACUUUGGAGUUCUUCAAUAUCUGAUCCAAUUUUAAUAUCAAAUACUAAACAAGAAAUAACAGUGGAGGUAGGUGGUUCUUUAAUUACUGGUGUUCAUGUUGCUUCUCUUGCAGUAGAUAUAAGAUUUUUGUGGGACAAGAUGCUGGAAAUUAACAAUCAAGACAAACCUUGGUUGGUCAUUGGAGAUUUUAAUGAUGUCUUGAGCAUAGAGGAAAAGAAAGGAGGUAGAAGUCAAUUAAAAAUAGCAAUGUUGGAAUGCAAUAAUUGUAUUCAAAGUUGUGGACUUAUUCAAGCCCCCAAAUCUGGAUUGGAGUUUUCUUGGUGCAAUAAUAGAGCUGGAGAUAAAAGAAAUGUAUGUAAUUUAGAUAGAGCCUUCUACAAUGUUAAAUGGUUGGAGUUACAUCCUAGUUGGGGCUAUAAGUUUAGUGUAAGAGGGAUAUCUGAUCAUGGUGUUCUUUAUGGAGCUAAUGCCUCGAUCCCUAAGCUAUUAAAUGUGUCAUUCAGAGCUUUUAAAGUUUGGUUGGAGCAUGAAGGUUUUUUUAAUUUGGUGAAAGAAUGUUGGAAAAAUCAGGUAAAUGGCAAUCCUAUUUUUAUUUUCCUUCAUAAACUGAAAGGGUUGAAAAAGGUGAUAAUUGACUGGAAUUGGAAUGUGUUUGGGGAUAUUAAAAAGAAACUCAAAAAAUAUGAGGAUGCAGUUUUGAAAGCUUCUUUGGAGUCAGGUAGAAAACCUGAAGACAUUGCAUUGUUGAAUAAAUUGGUAACAGCUAGAGGAGAACAAGAAAUCUUAAAUCACCAAAAUAAUGAAAUGGUGAGGAAAAAAUCAAGAGUUAAAUGGAUGAAAGAAGGGGCUUCACAUUCUAAGUUUUUCCAUGUAAACAUGAGAAUCAGACAAACUCAAAACUCAAUUGUUGAGCUAGAAAACAGUGAAGGCUCUCUCAUUACUAGUCAGCAAGGGAUUUCUAACAUUUUGGUAUCUUAUUUUGAAGAGAAAUUUAAAUAUCAGGAGACUCAUAUUGUGGAAAAUAUCUUUAGUGUUGUUCCUCAAGAAGUUUUUUUUUUGAUCGCUGAAGAAAUAAAGAAAGCAGUUUUUGACAUGGACCCUGAUAGUGCUCCUGGUCCAGAUGGUUUUACAGAUGGGCAUGGACUGUAA
Molecule: messenger RNA, 1365 nt
Organism: Papaver somniferum (opium poppy)
Lineage: Eukaryota; Viridiplantae; Streptophyta; Magnoliopsida; Ranunculales; Papaveraceae
Exons: 2
Coding region: 1-1365 (454 amino acids)
Source: RefSeq, a predicted model, not a curated record